AUGGAUAGUACAUGUGCUCCCCUUUUGCCCAAUGGGCUCGGAGCUGCAACAAAUCUUGGUACAAUCAAGGAGGAAAUAAAAACUAAGGCCGAUGCUAUUGUUGCCUCUACAAUCCCUGACGCAGCUCCCCUCCAGAACUUUCUUGCAUUGACUAGGGCCGGCGAUGUUUUGUAUCAAAGCACAGCCGGGACCAGACAGCUUGGGUCUUCGGAACCUCUCCGAUUCGAUGAUAUGUUUUGGCUGGCCUCUCAUACCAAGAUCCUUGGGGCAAUGGCACUUCUCAAAUGCAUUGACAUGGGUUUGAUUGGGAUUAAUGAUAGCGUUUUGGAUCAUUUACCCGGCUUAGCUAAAGAAGAAGUGCGACUUGAUCCUAAUGACCCGAGCUCGGCUACCCAGCCUCGAGUUGGCGAUAUUACUGUUCGCAAUCUGCUCACUUUUACAGCUGGAAACGCCUAUCCUGUAGUAGAUAUCCUGGCUGCUCUGAAUCCGGAAACGAUUGUUACCGACCCUAAGGCUUUUUUCCCAACUAAUGAAAGCGUUUACGAGGGUUCACAUGCUGCCAACCCGAACCAGAUUUGGCGCUAUGGCGCUGAAGCUGAUUAUAGCGGUCUGCUUGUCGAGGCCCUGACUAAUGUCAGCUUGGGCCAGUUCAUUCGAACCAAUUUGCUAGAUCCUGCAGGGGUAGAAGCAAAGGACUUCGCCUUUACCCUAGAUAGUGAACAAAGAGCUAGGCUCGUGGGCCAACAUGUCAGAGUUAGCCCAGAUAUGCUUAUUCCAAGAGCGCCGAUCUACGACGACGCAAACAUUAAAUUUGAAAGCGCAGGAGCUGGAGGCUUUGGCACUAUCAACGCCCUUGGACUAGCUCUUUUGCCUCUAAUUAAUCAAGGAGUUCAUCCUAAGACAGGUGAAAGAGUUCUGAGUUCCGAGCUCGUAGCUCAGAUGUUUACUCCGCAACUUUCUGGGGAUGAGGUUGAAAACGGCCUUAACCAACCUUCUCAAGCCUCCAAUGACGGCGGGGUUCUAUUCCCAGGAACACCCAAGCAGUGGGGCCUUGGAGCACUGCUUUUUCCAGAAGGAUUUGAGACAGGCCGAGGAAAGUUCACCUUGGCUUGGGCUGGCUUCACCAACGUUAACUGGCACUGCGAUAUAGAGAAGGGAGUAGUCAUGCUAGCCUGGAGCCAGGAAAUUCCGCAAGACGACCCGGUUUAUAAUAACCAGACUCGAUAUCCUAUUGAGAGAGUUAUUUAUGAUGCAAUUGGGAAUUCCUUUUUUUAA
Molecule: messenger RNA, 1275 nt
Organism: Trichoderma harzianum CBS 226.95
Lineage: Eukaryota; Fungi; Ascomycota; Sordariomycetes; Hypocreales; Hypocreaceae
Exons: 5
Coding region: 1-1275 (424 amino acids)
Source: RefSeq, a predicted model, not a curated record